Culex quinquefasciatus (southern house mosquito) is the source of this 1691-nucleotide messenger RNA. Its product is annotated as zinc finger protein 808. Gene Ontology annotation, cellular component: nucleus. Gene Ontology annotation, molecular function: zinc ion binding. NCBI's taxonomy places the organism in Eukaryota, Metazoa, Arthropoda, Insecta, Diptera, Culicidae. The coding region runs from base 28 to 1617 and encodes 529 amino acids. The record is from RefSeq and is a predicted model, not a curated record. The transcript is spliced from 4 exons.
UUUUCAUCAUCAAAACAAAAGUUGUUUAUGUUCAGGUAUUCAGGUGCACUGCAAAGCGGUGAGUUAAAAAAAAAGAAAUCAAGAAAAAAAAUGACCGUUUUCAAGCUGGAAAAGUUCCCCCACGUUUGUCGGCUCUGUCUGGAACCGGACACGGGCGGCCUGAUGUUCUCGCUGGACUCGGCGGAUCCCGCGCUGGACUGGGCAACGAUCCGCGACUUUCUGGCCUCGUUCACGGUCCCGAUUGCGGAGGACAGAGCACCGUUCUUUCCCCAACAAGUGUGCUUAACUUGUAUGGAAUUGCUCCGGUUCUUUGCCAAAUACCGGUCAAAAAUAGUAACCGUUCAUCUACUGAUGAACGCCUUGGUGGAGCUGAGACACAUCAACUCGAGACCACUGGUUGACCUGUUCGAUACCAAGCGAGAGUCCGUCAGAGCAGUGUUGAAGGAUCUGAGUAUUUGCGAUAAACCCGAUCCAACGGCGACCGAUCUAAUCUACGAGUUUAAGCAGUAUGACAUUGCCACAUUCAGUAUCGAUGUCAACCCGGAACUACCAGCGUCGGAAGUGGGAACAGAGCCAGCAAACGAACCGUCCGUACCUGAACCUCCUCGAAAGCGACCAUACAUCAAAAGAGCCAAACCCAAAGCGGAGGUUGAAAAGCCAGAAGAACCGAAAAAGUUUCACUGCAAGACAGAAGGUUGCAUCGAAGAAUUCGACAAUCUGUACGCGCUACGAAUCCAUCGGAACAAUACGCACAAACCGUUCGUCUGCGACACCUGUGGCUACCGGCACCAUAGCAAGAGACAUCUUCAGAUUCACAUGGAACGCCACCUCCAACAACGUGACUACAAUUGCAAGUACUGUCAGAAAAAAUUCAAAACGCACCAUGACCUUAGCGUGCACGUCCGUGAGGUUCACAUUGCCAGCAGAAAGUUCAUUUGCGGUACGUGCGGCCUGGAGUUUAGGCGGAAAGCAAUUCUGCAGGAUCACGAGCUAGCUCACGGCGAAGCCUACAAUUUUACGUGUGAAAUAUGUGGCAAAAAGUUCAAAAGACCCUCUGCAUUAAAAAAUCACGUCAUAAAGGUACACGAAACCCCGAGACACGCAUGCACAAGGUGCGACAAAAAGUUCCACGUCAACUAUUUGUACCUGGAUCAUGUUGAAAACAUCCACGGGAUAAAAAUGCGCUUCUACUGCGACAUCUGCGUCCAGCUGUUCUUCAGCCAGGAAACGCUGGACGCCCACAGAGUGUGCCACAGCGCACCAAAGGAACUGCAGUGCGGCACGUGUCUGUCGGUGUUUGGCUCCACGGACGAAAUGAGCGACCAUCUGUGCAUCACCUUCCGGGACGAUUACGUUUGCUGCGGUAAAGAUCUGCGCUACUACAAGAUGUACAACAAGCACAUGUUCAUCGUGCACGGCCAGAAAACGAACGUUCGCGUUAAAGCGGACCAGAGCCAGCUAUUUGGCCGGAUUCGUUGCUCGAGGAAACGAAUUGAGGUAUGUGCCCGUUGCGAGCAAACAUUUCCCACGAGGACGCUCAAGAAGCAGCACAUGGAAAUUUGCGGAAAGGAUCAGGCAGAAAGUAGCUUUGCUACUUCACUGUUAGAUCAGAUCUAACAGAUUGGCCCAAAAGUGCAUUUAAUCAUAUUGUCCGGAUAUAUGAAAAUAAAGAAUUUUAAUAAAAUUUAAUA